Messenger RNA from Helianthus annuus (common sunflower), 1926 nucleotides. RefSeq names its product zinc finger MYM-type protein 1-like. The transcript is spliced from 4 exons. NCBI's taxonomy places the organism in Eukaryota, Viridiplantae, Streptophyta, Magnoliopsida, Asterales, Asteraceae. Bases 1 to 1926 code for a protein of 641 amino acids. The record is from RefSeq and is a predicted model, not a curated record.
AUGAGUAGAGACGUUAUGGCGCGAUUUCUCAAGAAAAAGAAAGUCGAUACAUCUUCCGAACUAAUUGAUUUGGAUACUCUUCCUUCGGAUCCGUAUGAUCGCAAGCCGAUAGAGUCAUAUAACGUGAAUCAACGGGAUGAGAUUAGAAGGGCAUAUAUACUAAGAGGACCGUAUCAACCAAGAGGUAUCGAAUUCCCACAAACAACGUUUCAAGGUGACGAGUUAAGAAAAUUUAAGGAAGAAUGGAGCCACUUCGGAGACGGUAGAGACACAUUUGUGAGCGGUGGGUAUAACAAUUGGAAAAGGACCCAUAAGGAGAAACGUGAAUAUCGACUUAGACUUAGUGCUUCUACUUUGCUUGGGAAAAGGUUGUUGAAUGGCGGAUUGGCGUUUUGUGGACAUGAUGAAUCAAAAGAUUCAUUAAAUAAAGGCAAUUUCUUAGAGCUUUUAGAACUCAUGGGUGAAAUGAAUGAAGAGCUUGCUAAAGUUAUCUUAGAGAAUGCACCCGCGAAUAACCAAAUGACAAGUCCUAAAAUUCAAGCGGACAUCAAACAUUGUUAUGCUCAAGAGGUAAUUAAACAAAUUUUAGAAGAACUUGGUGAUGAUGUUUUUUCUUUAUUAGUAGAUGAAUCAUGUGAUGUAUCAAAAAAGGAACAAAUGGCAGUUGUUAUUCGUUUUGUUGAUAAAGUUGGGAUUGUUAAGGAACGUUUUAUUGGGCUUGUUCAUGUCAAAGAGACAAGCGCAAUAACACUUAAAACGGCUAUUGAUGAUAUAUUGGCACGUUAUGGGUUAAGUUUGAAAAGGAUUAGAGGCCAAGGCUAUGACGGGGCAAGUAACAUGUCGGGCGAGUUUAACGGCCUAAGGGCUCUAAUCUUAAAGGAAAAUGUUUCGGCUUUUUAUAUUCAUUGCUUUGCACACCAACUUCAACUAGUUGUUGUGGCGGUGGCUCACAAACACACACCAAUUUGGAGAGUUUUUGAAACGAUAACAUGUUUAACAAAUGCCGUUUGUGCAUCUUCUAAACGGCAAGAUAUGCUUCGUGAAAACCAAAGAAGGCAAUUGGAAAAAAUGGAAGAUGUACUUUGUACCGGAAGUGGGUUGAACCAAGAAAUGACGCUUUCAAGGCCCGGGGAUACACGUUGGAAUUCCCAUUACAAGACACUUUCCCGUUUAAUUUCUUUAUAUCCAAACAUUAUGGAAGUUCUUGGAUGGUUAGUAGAAACGGGUCAAACUCUUCCUUGUAGUAGACAAGCGGACGGACUUCUAGAGGAUAUGAAAAAAUACGACUUUGUAUUUUACAUACACUUGAUGGAGCAUAUUCUAAACAUCACACAUACGUUGUCCCAAUGUCUUCAAAGAAAGGAGCAAGAUUUGAUGAAUGCGGUUAAAUUGGUUUCUUCCACCAAAAACCAACUUGAAAAGUUUAGGUUGGAAGGUUUUAAUGAGUUCUUGGAGAAGGUUAACUCAUUUUGUGACAUGUAUGAACUUGAGGUGAAAAAAUUGGAUGAUGAAUACGUUAACCCAAGGUGGCCAAGAAGAAAGACGAACAUCACAAAUCGGCAUUAUUACGAGUAUGAUUGCUUCAAUGCGGUUCUUGAUUUGCAAAUACAAGAAUUUGGGAACCGUUUUAAUGAGGUAACAUCUGAACUACUUGUUUGUAUGAGUUGUUUGAGUCCUUGUGAUAAUUUUAGUGCAUUUGACAUUCCAAAUAUACUAAAGCUAGCCGAGAAGUAUCCUUAUGAUUUCAAUGAAGAGGAAAAACGAAGGCUUCCGGUUCAACUCGAAAACUACUUUAAUUUUGUGAAAAAAGAUAAACAAUUCGCCAACUUGGAUGUCGAAGCUAGAGGUGGCCGAAUGUUGAGACUGGACCGAAAAUCGUCAAAUAGAAUACGAGGCAAGCCUUUAGUGAAAAUGUCAGCAAUUUGA